AGUCCGAACGAGGCGAGUGCUUUCGUCAUCGUGUGCAGGUUUUUUUUUCAAGUAAUGAAUUAUUGCAGUGGAGUGCUAAAAUUAUGUUAAAUUUGAAGUGAAAUAUAGUAUUGGUGAUGUUGACCUUAGGCUUGUUGUUAUUUCGCAAAAAAACUGUAAAAGAACACACGUUUACUGUAGUAAUUCGUCAAAAAUCGAGAAAGCUUCAAACGUGUUUGAAGCUUUCGGUUUCGCAUUAAUGGAACUAUGAACCUGGACCCUUUAACGUUUAGCUUAUCACAAAUCAAUUAUCUCGUUGCAAAUUUAAGUAAGAAGAAUUUCAAGCAAACUAGUCAAGAGUUGUCUCAGAUUGUCAGUCACUAUGGCUUGGAAGCAGAAAAUCAACUGCUGAGGUGUCUGCUUACUGAGGCGGCGAAGACGUCGUGGGACAACGACCGUCCAGGAACUGCGUACAGUGUUCAUGCGACUCUACUAGCACAGCAUUUAACGUCGCUCCUGAACCACCCUGCAAAGUCUACUGUGGUCUGUCGGACACUAGAUCAUCCAACACGAUCACUACAAAAGGUAUUAAAACCUGCCAAUACACUCCUUCCUCGAUUAGCAAGAUUGCUGAAACUGACAACGGCCCAAGAUGUUGCCUUCUCAUUGGUGUUGAGAAGAAAUUCAUCUAAACCUGAGAUUGUUUCUAUUGCUAAAAAUCAUUUGAAGAAACGGUUUUUAGACUUUGUUCAGUGUUAUCUUGACGCAGAACGGGGACAUCAAGUUGAGCGUGCAGGUCUUCAGGAAUGCAGCCCUGAAGUUUUGCAAACUCUCUUAACAAGCCUCGCGUACGACAAUUUUCGGCUAGCCGCAGUUACUAAGGACCUGUUUCUGAAACGUUUACGCGUUGAUUUUCCGCGCGAAGUAGUGCCUAUAGUGUUAGCACCGCUUCUUUACCCUGACGAUACACAAACACCCCUCGAGGAAAUGACCACAUCUGACGACAUGGCAACAGCUAUGAUGGACAACUCCCUCGUAGAAAUAAUUCGAGACAUUGGUUAUACAUUCACAGCUUCAGUAGAAGACUGCAAAAACAACAUGAUUAAUUUUGGAGCCCGGGAGCCAACGGCUAUUGACAUAGCAAGAAUAAUUUCAAUCAUGGUGAGAUAUCAUGCAACUCUACCAGAAGGCCCACAAAUCCAAACACCUGGAAAUUAUUGGAUGAACCAUGAAGCCAAGAAAGAAGCGAUUGCACAUGGACAUCCAGAGACAUGGAAUGCUGAAAUUUUUGUACAGACAUUAAAAGAAUUAGCUUCAAAUUUAAACUGGAAAGAGGUCAUUCUACAAUUAGACCACCCAGAAUUUAUUGUCCCUGACAGACAAGGAUUAAGUCUUCUCUUCACAAUUUUGCGACUAGGUCUUCAGAGCGCAGGCUAUCCAGCUACAAUAUUUCCUGUUGAAUAUCUAUGUCGAAAAUGGGCAAAUCUAGAAGGUCAAAUGAGUUUGAUUACUAAUAUUCUCAAACACCCAGAUAUAUUUAGUUUUGCAGAUCAUCCAUUCCAUCCAGUAUCAAUUGAUCUGUUAAAAUCUCCACCCGAAACUGAUAAUAAGGAAAUAUCAACAUGGCGUUGCCUUUACUUGGUAGAACUUUUACUAUAUGCAGCAGAACGUGGCUACUACAUGCAAGUCCAAGAAUUAUUCAAGUUUCCUCUUCAACACUGCCCUGAUAUUUUACUCCUUGCGCUGUUACAAAUAAACCCGCCAGUGACUGUAUUCAGACAGGAAAUAAUAACAAUGCUCAUUCCAGUUUUUCUCGGCAAUCAUCCUAAUUCAGGUAUAAUUUUACAACACGCGUGGCAUUCACAGAAUCCUAAUAUAAAACCCAUAAUUAUGCACGCUAUGGCUGAAUGGUACUUACGUGGCGAAAGCGAUCAAUCAAAACUAUCUAGGAUAUUGGAUGUCGCUCAAGAUCUUAAGGCCUUGUCCUUGUUGUUGAAUGUCCAAUCAAUUCCAUUUGUCAUAGAUUUAGCAUGUUUGGCUUCUCGAAGAGAAUAUUUGAAAUUGGACAAAUGGCUCACAGACAAAAUACGAGACCAUGGUGAGACUUUCGUUUCAGCAAUGGUUAAAUUUCUUCAGCGACGAUGUCCGCAAGUACUCGGCAAAGUGCCAGAAGAGCAACUACCAAAAGCCGCGCAGUUGCCCCCAGAAACUAUUGGCACAAUGUUGGCAUGCUUGCAAUUAUGUAUUCCUAACGUACAGCAAGAGCUGCAGGAAGCGAUUUAUAAUGUAAUAGCCAAUUGUCAGACAUUGAUAUUGAGCAAAGUAAGACCAGGUAUACCAGGUAUUGCCCGUCCGCACACAAGAGUAUUAGAGACACCUUUUAAUCCUGCUGGUUUAGGUGGACAGCUGUUCACUCCACAUGUGGACGCUAUUGCUAAUUUAACACCAAACGUCGCCAAUAUGACUUUAGGUGCACCAGCAAAUACAGCCUUUGCCAUGCCUGGCACACUAGGGCCAUUGGUUGCAGCGCCAGCAUCGCCUUCGAGACUAAUGGGAGCAGGACCAAAUAGUCCUUUUGCGAUGAUGCAAAUGCAGCAUAACCCAAACGUAGCUAAUAUGUCAGCUCUUGCUAGAAUGCCUCCUGUACCCGCAAUGGACAAACCUCGUUUACCGGAUCCUAUUCACUUUCCAGAAAUUAUGCAUAAUGUAUCCAAGGAAAUAGAAGAUGAAGCUAACAGCUAUUUUCAGAGAAUAUAUAACCAUCCUCCACAUCCAACACUGUCGAUAGAUGAAGUAUUAGAAAUGUUGAAGAAGUUCCAAGACUCAUCAAAUAAAAGAGAACGAGAAGUAUUUUCUUGUAUGCUUCGAAACCUUUUUGAAGAAUAUAAGUUUUUCCCACAGUACCCGGACAAAGAGCUACAUAUUACAGCGCAAUUAUUUGGUGGUAUAAUAGAAAAAGGUUUAGUUCCUAGUUACGUUUCCUUAGGGCUAGCUUUAAGAUUUGUCUUAGAUGCUUUACGAAAGCCGGAGGGCUCUAAAAUGUACUACUUUGGUAUAGCGGCUCUAGAUAGAUUCAAAUCCCGUUUAAAGGACUAUCACAAAUAUUGUGAACAUGUUCGAGCAAUACCUCAUUUUAGUGAAUUCCCUCCGCACUUAGUCGAAUACAUCGAAUAUGGCCUUCAGAGCCAAGAGCCGCCUACUAAACCGCAAGGAGCAGUGCUGCCAGCAAGUCUAGCCGCCAUGCUAAAUCAGAGCGCCGUUGUAACCGUUUCGGCUCCAUACAGGGCAGUCGUUUGUGUACACAACCCUAUCUCGGUUAUAUCGAAGGUUACAAACUGCGCUGCCGGUGGCAUCGGCAGUAGACCGUCUAUAGCUAAUGCUACAAAUAUUGACACACUGCUUACUGCUACGGACAGAGAUGAAAAAAUUACCGCGCCACCGGAAGCUGUUCAAGAUAAGACUGCAUUUAUAUUCAACAAUCUCAGCCAGCUAAACCUGCAAACUAAAUGCGAAGAAUUGAAAGAAAUAAUAACGGAUGAAUAUUAUCAAUGGCUUUCGCAGUAUCUAGUAAUGAAGAGAGCUUCGAUCGAGCUAAAUUUCCACGCUCUGUAUUCUAAUUUUCUCGAUGUCUUAAAAAUUCGUGAAAUAAAUAAAAUGGUUACGAAAGAAACUUACCGAAAUAUUAGAGUGUUAUUGCGAUCUGACAAAGGCAUAGCGAACUUUUCUGACCGAUCUUUAUUGAAAAAUCUCGGUCAUUGGUUAGGUAUGCUGACCUUAGCUCGCAACCAGCCAAUCCUUUAUAUAGAUCUUGAUCUUAAAGCACUUUUACUUGAAGCUUAUCACAAAGGCCAGCAGGAGCUUCUUUAUGUCGUGCCGUUUGUUGCGAAGGUCUUGGAAUCCUGCGCUAAGAGCAUCGUAUUCAGACCGCCGAAUCCAUGGUCAAUGGCUCUAAUGAACGUAUUGGCCGAGUUACAUCAAGAACCUGAUUUGAAAUUGAAUUUAAAGUUUGAAAUAGAAGUGCUUUGUAAAAACUUAAGUUUAGACUUAACCGAUUUAAAACCAUCACUAUAUUUAAAGGAUCCAGAAAAAUUAAGAACUAUCGAAUUCCAACUUUCACAACCCAAACCAAUUAAAGAGCCAACUAAUGUAAUACCCGUUAAUCAGGCCGUAGUUCAGGUACCACAAAUUCAAAUGAUGCCUCCUCAACCACCAAUGAUUCCUAUCGAGGAAAUGUCUGGUGUUGUACCCACACCCACUAGUGGUAUGAUUCCCAAUGAUCCGAGCAUGAUGGGUGUUUUAGGAUUGCCGGAGCCUAGAUUUAACUAUCUUGAUGUGAACGUCUCCUCAACUUCGGCUUUCGGUCAGAAAAUAAGUUUCAAUCCGCAUAUUAUUCUUUUCCAAAAUUAUCCUCAUUUAAAACAAUUCGUAAAACCUGCUAUCGAGAGAUCGAUUCAAGAAUGGAUUCACCCAGUUGUGGAUCGAUCAAUCAAGUAUGCCUUGACGACUUGCGAGCAGAUUAUAAGGAAGGACUUUGCUUUUGAUCCCGAUGAAGUGCGAAUGCGUACGUGUGCGCACCAUAUGAUGCGUAAUCUUACUGCUGGCAUGGCUAUGAUCACUUGCCGCGAGCAGAUCAUUAGCACAAUAAGCACUAACUUGAAAGCUGCUUUUAUCACUGCCCUAAUACCAACAACGCCUCAACAGUUGAAUGUGUUACAGAAGGAUAUCAUAGAAAGUGCAGCAGCAGUUCUUGCUACAGAAAACAUGGAGCUCGCUUGCGCUUUCAUUCAAAAGACUGCCGUUGAAAAGGCAUUACCUGAACUCGAUAAGAGGUUAGUGAACGACUACGAAAUGAGAAAAAUAGCCCGCCAAGAAGGACGCAGAUACUACGACCCCAUAAUAUUGACUUACCAAACUGAACGCAUACCCGAAAGGGUGCGACUGCGAGUCGGUGGUCCUACAGACCUCCAAAUUUCUGUUUAUGAAGAGUUUGCGUGUAACAUCCCUGGAUUUAUGCCAGUCCGCGAUGCGGGAAUGUUCAUUCCUAAGCCAUCAGCGCAGGAGCAAAUGCCGCAGAUGACAUUCAGCCAAGUAAUGAAUCCAACCCAGGUGUACGGUACCGAUGAAAUGGGAACUCUUAUAACAACAGCGGAAUUGUUCCUUUCCAAUGCGCUAACGGUUCCGCUAUUCGCGGUCCAGGCGACCAACACUCAUACAUUGCUGGAAUGUCUUAUCAUAGCGAGACGUAACCGGGAUAUCGUAUCUGGCUACACAUUAUUGCAACGAGCUGUUGAAGGUCUUCUUGAUGGACAUAUUGUCCAACCUGGGACAAACCCUGAGCAUGCAGAGAUGAUGACUCGCUACCGUGACAUUCAUCUUCGAGUCCUCAAGCUGCUGGAAGAUGCUAGGGUUUACGGUCACGCCUGGACCACCAAACAAAUAACAUACUGCGUAACAGAAUGUCGAGAUGAGCUUCGAUAUAAUCUGGAAGCUAUAGAUUGUCUCAUCAGAAAUCAUCUCAUCAAUUUGCCACAAUACGAUCUUUCUCUCGCCCAUCUGAUGGACAACGGGAAUAACUACUUGGCCGUGGCAUUUGCAAUGCAGUUAGUGCAGCUCUACCUUGUCGACGAUAGGAACAAUUUGUAUGCUACUGAAUCGGACUUGUAUCACACUACGGAGACUCUCGUGAGGAUGAUGUCCAACUCCAGACAACCGCCGCCAGAAGGCCUAGGUUCUCUCAUCGAAACGAUUAGAAUAAACCAGGACCCUAGCACGUAUCUUGGCGAACGUUCUCCAUUGGGACCUACUGCACAUAUUCAUAAUGGAAUCCUGCAAGUGAGAGCUCGAGAUUACGAAGAUCCACCCGGUCUCCAAGAGAAGACUGAAAAUCUCCUUCGUGAAUGGAGGAACGUCCUCUUGAGCCCGCUGACGGAACUCGAGAUCGGACAGAAUUUUAACAUUUACGUCCACCGAAUGAAUAUGAACGGAAUACUCAAGUCAGAUGACAUGAUUACCCGCUUCUUCCGUAUCGCAACACAGAUGUGUGUCGAGAAUGUGUACCAGUUGCUCACAGAGGACAGGAUGAACCCGCCGCCAGUGCCUCCGAAGAGGGAAAAGUACUACGCGAUAUGCGACUCCUUUAUCAAGCUCGUGUCAUUAUUAAUCAAGAAUACGGCGGACGGUGGCAACCCCACGCCAAAACUUAAUUUGCUUAAUAAGAUUCUAGGCAUAAUCGCUGGAUGUCUACUCCAGGACCACGAAGAACAUGGCGCCAACUUCCAACAGCUUCCUUACCAUCGUCUACUUCUCAUACUAUUCCUUGACAUGAACAUGGCCGAGCCAGUCUUAGAAUCAAUUAACUAUCAGGUUCUAACAGCAUUCUGCCACACCCUCCGCAUAAUCCGUCCGAGCGUGGCACCGGGCUUCUGCUAUGCCUGGCUCGAGAUCGUGGCACACAGGGCUUUCGUUAACAGAGUGUUAGCCGUAACGCCGCAACAGAAGGGCUGGGGAAUGUAUUCGACGCUGCUUAUCGACCUUUUCAAGUUCCUCGAUCCGUUCCUACGUAAUACGGAACUGGCGACGCCCGUUAUGAUGCUAUACAAAGGAACUCUCAAAGUCUUACUCGUUUUACUUCACGAUUUUCCCGAGUUUCUGUGUGACUACCACUAUGGCUUUUGUGAUGAGAUACCGCCAAAUUGCAUCCAAAUGAGGAAUCUCAUCCUAUCAGCCUUCCCGAGGAACAUGCGGCUGCCCGAUCCUUUCACGCCGAAUUUGAAAGUGGAUCUGUUAGCCGAAAUCACUCUACCGCCUCGCGCAGUUAUAAACUACGCUACGAUUAUUCCGUCCUCGCAGUUUAAGAAGGACUUGGACGCAUAUAUCAAGGCCAGAGCGCCUGUCACGUUCCUUUCGGAGCUGCGUAGUAACAUGCAGGUGGUGAAUGAGCCAGGCCGCAGAUACAACAGCCAACUGAUGAACGCCGUGGUGCUGUACGUCGGUACUCAGGCUAUCGCUCAUAUUAGAUCGAAGGGACAGACGCCAAACAUGACAACUAUAGCCCAUUCAGCGCACAUGGAUAUUUUCCAAAACUUUACCGUAGACUUUGACUACGAAGGAAGGUACCUAUUCCUGAACGCGAUUGCAAAUCAGCUGCGCUAUCCGAACAGCCACACUCAUUACUUCAGCUGUUGCCUGCUUUACUUGUUCGCGGAGGCGAACUCUGAGGCCGUUCAAGAACAGAUCACAAGAAUGCUGCUUGAGAGGCUGAUAGUGAACCGACCUCACCCGUGGGGACUGCUGAUUACAUUCAUCGAACUAAUUAAGAACCCGAUCUACAAGUUUUGGAGUCACGAGUUCGUACAUUGCGCGCCGGAGAUUGAAAAGCUGUUCGCGUCCGUGGCGCGUUCCUGCAUCGCUGAUAAGGCGGGAGGGGGGGAAAGGGAGCUGACCGAGUAGCGUCGAGCCCUUUGGGAGUCUGUCCGGCAUAAGCAAAUAUUUAAUUGCUUUGCCGAGAAAGGCUUCCAAGAGGGGCAGCAAAGAGAGGCGCUCCCGCAACCGCAACCUUCCACUUCUCAACCUGUAAAACACGUCUUACAAUGGAACAAAUUAUUCAAAAAGUAAAUUCAAUACUAAACCCUUGCCCAGAAUCGGCACCGCCGGAAGGAACGGACGGUACAAGUGAAAAAGUGGUUAGUGACAGUGUGAAUCAAUAAAUUAGUAAGAAACUUUGAAUCGGUUGCUCCAGUAAGUGCUCAAAUAGACAUCUCAACGAUAUAGUGAUACACAACAUUACACACACAUACACACACACACUCACACACACUCACAUAUAUAUAUAUAUAUAAACUUUGUGGACUUGAAUCAAUUGAGUGGAUCGAAAAUAAUAAUUAAUUAUAAUAUAUGAAAUAUUAAAUUCGGCCGCUAAUAAUGAAACGCUACAACUUCACGACGCUUUUGAUGUACUUACUGCAAAAUAAAAUUGAAAAAUAUAACUGACUGGAACUUUUAGGAGCGCUAGUGAUAUUUUUUAAUUUUUUAGCAAAAGUUAUAUAGAGUGGUGAUGUGGGAACACAGCAGCGGUCGAAUGCUACAUAGAAACUGAACUGUUGGACAUAAAUCAUAAUGCGACACAAUGUUAUAUCGUCUUGUGAAUAAUUUCAAUUUAUAUGUAAUAUAACACACAUAUAUAUAUUAUAAUAUUAAACGUUUAAUGAAUAUGGACACCUUUAUAAAUUCUACGUGUAAUACCAUUUAAUAUAUAUUUUUAUAAUGUAUUAAUCACAUUAAAACCGAUGAUAUACAAAUUAAUACAUAUAAAUAUAAUGUUCAAUUUUUAAUAAAUAUUUGCUUUAAAUUUGAAUAAAAUAAUGCCGGAAUAAAUUUUUAAUGAUAUGUAUUCGUGUAGUGUUUUAUAUAUUAGAAUAUAAAAUAUAUUUAAAUCGGUUGUAACUGUCGAUUUUGCUAGACUUCCUUGUAACUAGGUGUUCCGGUAGUCGUCAUUCGUAAUAUAAUAUAAUAAGCAUUACAUUUAAUAGUUGUUGUGUACCAUUGAGUUUCAAAUGAAAUUGUUGAGAUGCCAGAUACCGAUGUAUUUAAAAGUAAUUCUGGUAUAAAUUAGUUUUAACGGUAAAUUGUGUGUUUUUAUAAAUCAUGGACGUAUUUGAACAGGCGAAGUGGUGUUUUAUGUGGAUUCGGUGAGGUCGACGGCGGCGUUGUCCCAAAUUAAAAUAAAUUACAUUUGUGAUAUAUUUUAGUGCGAUCAUACGAUUUUGAUCGUUAUAAUUUUAGCGUCCUUAUUUCUAAAAAAAAAAAAUGUUCGCGUUGCUGGAGACCAUUAAUUUUUAAAUACUAUAACGGUUUAACUGCGCACACUCUCCGCGUUACUGUAAUUCAAUGUAAUAUAUUUACUAUGAAUCUGCUCUCGCGGAUUUAUCUAUCCGGUCUCGUUAUACAAAGCUGCAUACAUUUGUAUGAAAUCAGACCGGGUAGAAAGUUCCGGAGAGGAUUUUUACUAUGGUUAUAUACCGUAGUAGGUAUUAAUUAGUUGUCAAAAGUAAAAACGACUGACUAUAGUAAAUCGUGCGUUUGAGCGUCAAAGACGCGCGUGUUACAACUGCGAACAGUACUCGUAACGAAUAAUGUUAGUUUAUAAAGUAAUAAUUAAUGUAGUUAUAUUUUUAAGAUUUCGAAAGCAGUGCGCGGAUGUGAUCCUGUAUUAAUAUAUUACGAAUUAAUAUUCGUAGAGCCGAUUUCGUAGGAGUCUCGCUCGUUAAAGUUAUAACUUUAAAGUGAUUAUUUAAUAUGAAUUGUCAGUGUAAUUUAUAUGAGAAUGUGUACGUUUGGAGUUACCAUUUGCUAGACGGUGACCGUGCAUUGCUGUGUAAAGCUAGAUGUAACUUUGAAAUAAGUAAUUUAGGGAGAAUUUGUGUUAAUGUUAACGCUACAAUUUUGUGUAGGGAAUCCGGACCCGAUACUUUAAGAUAAUUUCUCGAUAUCCAGACUUUUAUGAUUUUAUAUUUAAAAACCUUAAACUUCGAAUCAUAUAGAUAAAAAAAUAAACGUGGCCACUCUUUUUUAAAAAAUCAAUGAUUAUUUCGACAAUCAUUUUAAUAAUUGAUCAAUAAAUAGUAUAGUUUCUGCAAAUUUCAGUUAAAGAGUUAAUACAUUUACGUAAAACAAUUCAUAUUUAAAAAAAAAUGUAUAUACACCUAGUCUUUACAAAAACAUCAAGAUUCAUAGGAUAACCAGAAACAUGUUGACUGACUUUUACCUUAUUUAUAUUAGUAUGAGAACUGAAACUAUAUAAAUACGUUUGAUAAAAAAAUGUCAUACUUCACUUGAGUCAUUUGUAUUAUGACGUUUGUCUACCUAAUAUUCGGCCUGAGAUCGUAUAUAAGAGGAACGAAUUUGAUCGUAGACAUUAAACGCGUUCACUAUAAAUGUUGUUUAGUGGUGUCCUGUUAAACAAUACUCUGUAUUUCGAUUGUCAAGUCAACAAUGACUUGUGUUAAACAUUGAUACCUAUUAAUCAUCUAAAAACAUAAUUUAUAAGCGAGACUGCUAAUCUAUCCUUUAAUUAUUACAUAGAUAAUAAAUUCAAUUUGAAAUGAUAAAAAUCAACGUCAUUAUAUUAAAGUCUUAAUUUUAUCCGUUAUUAAUCGGCCAGUGCUGUAAUUUUUUUAAUAGAUUGUACGUAAACAUAUUUGAAUAUAAAUGCCGUGUAGAGAGUUAUUAGUUAAUAAUGCUGUCUCUUUCGAAUGUCAAAUUGAAUUAUUGACGAUAGCCUAAUAAUAAUGAUAUGUCUUGUGUUUAACUAAACAAUCGCUAAACAACGUCUAUGAGUGAGGUCGGAAGUCGUUAUCAAACAGUAUACUUGUAGCUAAUUAUGUAUGUAAUAUAGAUUAAAAAUUAAUGUCCGUGUGUUCUAUAUAUAAUGUAUAAAUCAGAUAUUUGUGCAUAAACUUAUAUAUCUAAACGUAUCGACACUCUUUAUUAUUCGAGAUAAAAAAAAGUCGAGGGAAAGUCAUACAAAGAUGAAAUUCUGUUCAAAGUUUAUUGUCAGGAAAAAUAUUAAAGAUUUGUAUAAAGUGGCUGUAACUUUAAGAAACAUAGUGUUACAAUAAUAGUUGAACUUUUUUACUAAAAUACUUCCUAUUUAAUAUUGGAAUGGCAACUAAAUAAUAAAUAUGACUUGUAUGUAUUUCUCGGGAUCCCCGGGAUUGGAUUCCCUAGUUGUAAGGUACAUACUCCAUUUUUUAAACGAUUUGUGUUGUAAUAAAAUAUUUUUUCAUCAAA
Nymphalis io (European peacock) is the source of this 10767-nucleotide messenger RNA. RefSeq names its product CCR4-NOT transcription complex subunit 1 (gene Not1). Gene Ontology annotation, cellular component: P-body; CCR4-NOT core complex. The transcript has 17 exons. Bases 247 to 7428 code for a protein of 2393 amino acids. Gene Ontology annotation, biological process: nuclear-transcribed mRNA catabolic process, deadenylation-dependent decay. Gene Ontology annotation, molecular function: molecular adaptor activity. The record is from RefSeq and is a predicted model, not a curated record. NCBI's taxonomy places the organism in Eukaryota, Metazoa, Arthropoda, Insecta, Lepidoptera, Nymphalidae.